AUAGCAAAAAAUAUCCGAGGGUUUGUUACCAACCAACCAGCCCUCCCUCCUUCCUUCAUUGCUCCUCCUGAACCCUAGAUUCUUAUAAUAAUUAUAAUUAUAAAUAAAUUCUAAACAAAUUAUAAUUAUAAUUAAUAUAUCUAUAUCUAUAUAUACACAUCUAUACAUCCAUCCAGUCCUGGAGAUAUAAGUCGACUUCUAAUUAUUAUUCGAUCGAUUCAAAUAAAGGUUUAAGCUCCUAUCAACUAUGGCUGCUGAGGGAGCUACCGAUGCUAUGGGUCCGCGUUAUGCCCCACCUGAUCCUACUUUGCCUGAACCCUGGAAGGGUUUAAUUGAUGGAAGCACGGGUGUAAUGUACUAUUGGAACCCGGAAACUAAUGUCACUCAGUAUGAGAAGCCUGCUGCUGUGGCACCUCCAAUUCCAUCGGGUCCACCUCCUGUACCUUCUGUACCUAAACCCGCAUCUGUACCAAAUACAAGGGUAGAACAGCCUAACGGUAUUCCUGGUCAACAAACACAUCAAAUGUUCUCGUCCCAAGAACAACAAAUGCCGCCUCAACAAGGAAAUAACAUGCCCCAGUCAUACCAGGGUUAUAAUAUGGAGCAACAAGGCUACCAGUAUCCACAUCAACAGAUGCCGUACAUGGGCUAUCAGCCAAACAUGCCUCAACAGAGACCGCCUUCAGAUGUUAAUCUGAAUCCCGUUCAGACGUCACAUAUAGGUGGUCCACCUGGUAAAGCUCCACUAUACGGUGGCCCUCAGUUCAGCAUGCAACAACCUCCUACGUCUUUUGGUCAAAUGCAGCAGGGUGGUAUAGAUUAUCAGCAACAUGGACCAAAGUUCCAGAAUCAAAUGGGUCAACCUUUGAUACACGGUCAGCAGCCAAAUGUUCAAUCAGUUGGAUCAAAAAUGGGAUUUGAAGAUAAUCCACCUGGAAGAGUUGGGAAUGAUCAUUAUUAUAAUGCUAAAAAUGGUGGUCCUGGCCCCAGCCCCGGUAUGGUCCCUCAUCAACCUAAGCUUGCAGCCAUUCCAAUGGCAAGAACCCAGCCGGAGAUGAAAUCUGGCGGUCCUCCACUUCAAAAUGCUUCUUCUAGUCUCCAUGGGGGACCCCCAUCACAUAACAUGUAUGGACAACCUAUGGGUGGCCCACCAUAUAUGAACAAUGCUAUGAUGAGGCCAAAUCCAGCAGUUAUGGCCUCUCCAGAUAAUCUAUCAUCUGUAGACAUGUACCGUCAGAAACAUGAUGUAACAACAACGGGUGAUAAUGUUCCUGCUCCGUUCAUGACAUUUGAGUCUACUGGAUUCCCCCCAGAAUUAUUGAGAGAGAUAUACGCUGCUGGUUUUGCGUCUCCAACACCUAUUCAGGCGCAAACAUGGCCUAUUGCCAUGCAAAACAGAGACAUAGUGGCAAUUGCGAAGACAGGUUCUGGUAAAACAUUAGGAUAUCUGAUUCCAGCUUUCAUGCUGCUCAGAAGCUGUCGCCACAAUCCUCUGAAUGGACCUACAGUAGUUGUUUUAGCUCCCACCAGAGAACUUGCUACACAAAUACAAGAUGAAGCUAUCAAGUUUGGCCGAUCCAUUAGAAUCUCUUGCACAUGUUUGUAUGGUGGCGCACCUAAGGGCCCACAAUUGAAGGAAUUGGAACGAGGGGCGGAUAUUGUUGUAGCUACUCCCGGGCGGCUUAAUGAUAUCCUUGAUAUGAAGAAGAUUGACUUUCGUCAAGUUUCUCUUCUUGUGCUUGAUGAGGCUGAUAGGAUGCUUGAUAUGGGGUUUGAACCUCAAAUAAGGAAGAUUGUCAAUGAAAUACCUCCUCGCAGGCAAACUCUGAUGUUUACUGCGACUUGGCCCAAAGAAGUUAGGAAAAUAGCUGGUGAUCUUCUUGUAAGUCCAGCCCAAGUCAAUAUUGGCAAUUCAGAUGAGCUUGCUGCAAACAAGUCUAUUACACAGUAUGUGGAAGUGGUUCCUCAUUUGGAGAAGCAAAGGCGUGUGGAGCAGAUUCUGAGAUCUGAAGAGCGGGGCUCUAAAAUCAUUAUUUUCUGUUCAACAAAAAAAUUAUGUGAUCAGCUUACACGUAGUAUUGGUCGUAAUUUUGGAGCUGCAGCCAUUCAUGGAGAUAAAUCUCAGGGUGAGAGAGACUGGGUUUUGAAUCAAUUCCGCUCUGGAAAGUCUCCGAUAUUAGUUGCUACAGAUGUUGCUGCACGAGGCCUUGAUGUUAAGGACGUGAGAGUGGUGAUUAACUAUGAUUUUCCAAAUGGUGUGGAGGACUAUGUACAUAGAAUCGGUCGGACCGGGAGGGCAGGGGCUAAAGGGGUUGCUUACACCUUCUUUUCUGAACAGGACUGGAAACAUGCACCUGAUCUAAUUAAAGUUCUUGAGGGAGCCAAUCAGAUUGUACCCAAUGAGGUGCGGGAAAUUGCCACGCGUGGUGGGCCAGGUUUUGGCAAGGACAGGGGGGGAAUAAACCGCUUUGAUUCUGGUGGUAGUGGUGGCCGUUGGGAUUCUGGUGGUGGCCGUGGUAGCAGUAGAGAUGGUGGUUUUAGGGGUCGUGGUAUCGACUCAAGGGAUGGAGUCUUUGGUGGCCGUGGUGGUCCCGGUGGAGUUGACAUGAGAGAUGGAAGAUUUGGUGGACGUGGUGACCCAAGGGACGGUGGUUUUGGUAGUGGCUUUGGGGGAAGAGGUGCUCCAAGGGAUGAAGGUUUUGGAGGUCGUGGUGGCCCCAGGGAUGGUGGUUUUGGUGGUCGUGGAAUGAGAGAUGGCGGUGGCUUUGGUAACCGUGGAGGGAGAGAUGGAAAUUUUGGUGGUCGUGGUGGUCCCAGAGGUGUUGGAUUUGGUGGUCCAGAUGGUGGCUGGGAUAGGAAUGAGAGAUUCAUGGAUUCUCGUGGCGCUGGUCGUGGGCGUGGCCGGGGACGAUUUGAUAACAGAAGAGAUACUGAUCGUAGCAGGGGUAGAAGUUAUAGUCGAAGCCGUAGCCGUAGCCGUAGCCGCAGCCGUAGCUGGAGUCGCAGUAGGAGCCGUAGUUGGUCACGCAGCCGUAGCCCUAGGCGUAGCCGAAGUCGCAGCCGCAGCCGCACUCCUGUAAGGCGUGUGAGGCGCCGUGAGUCCAAAUUUGAUCAGAAAGAAGCUGAUUUGCCUGUAGUUGGUGUCCCCCCUCUAAAAUCUGAACCGGGGAUGUCUCUUAUGUCUCCAGGCAUGCAAAAAGACAUUGCCUUCUCAGGGCCCGACAGUAGUGUCAAUCCAUCUUUGCCGCCUCCGGAAUCUGUCAAUCAAAUUACUGAAUCCUAAACAGUACACGGUAAUUGCGUUUAUUUUUUCAGUUUAUGUUGUGUUCGAAGCUUAAACAUCAUUCAUUUAGAGGUAUGGCUAAGAAAGGUUAAUGUUUGUUUGGAUACAUCUGAGUAUGUUUGCGGUGUCAAUUUUGAUCCUAAAUGCUGAUCAACUGACUGGUUCUUUAUGCA
Erigeron canadensis is the source of this 3456-nucleotide messenger RNA. Its product is annotated as DEAD-box ATP-dependent RNA helicase 14-like. Bases 248 to 3283 code for a protein of 1011 amino acids. The record is from RefSeq and is a predicted model, not a curated record. NCBI's taxonomy places the organism in Eukaryota, Viridiplantae, Streptophyta, Magnoliopsida, Asterales, Asteraceae. Gene Ontology annotation, cellular component: cytoplasm; ribonucleoprotein complex; nucleus. Gene Ontology annotation, molecular function: RNA binding; RNA helicase activity; ATP binding. The transcript is spliced from 8 exons.